UCAGCGCGCGUCUCUCGCGACAGGUCCGUGCGUCUCGCUCGAGGAGGAUCAGAGGCUCCAUAUUUAGCCGUCGCGAGUUUCGCUGAGGCUCUGAGUGUCAGAGAAACCCUGCGAGAGAGAGACAGAGUUCAGCUCCCAACUUAUUUAAUGCCACCGCCGGGGUAAAACGGAGGGAAUACGCGCUGUCGAAAAGCCUCGAGCUUCGAGGACGGAAUUCAUGGAUGAUCGGGGACCGUCGCCUGUGGCGUUUCACGGGAUUUUUUCUCCUCACAGAUGGGAAUGUAGCUUAGCUGGUUAGCUUGGCCGCUAGCAGAAGCAGGCUAGCUGUGUCGAAGAGCGGAGGCGACAUCAGUUGACUUUUACUCGCUGUAGCGUCAUAACACCUCAGCAGACCGCCUCGGUCUUUCCAGAGACGCGUUUCUGAAGGCGUCGCCGUCACAGAAACAGCGAUUCGGGACUGUAUUCGGGCAGGUUGAGGGGAACUUCUCGUCUUAGCUGGCUGGCUAGCUCGCCGUCACAUCAGUCUGUCAAACCGAACCUGAAAUCCAGACCGGAUAGUUGGAGCCACCUCAGCCUCCUCUGAUACACGAGCUUCUGGGGAGGUGGAUUAAUUAGGAGCCCGUAAACCGGGAGGUGACGCUCGCAUUGGGUUAACGGAACCGGCCUCUGAAGUUCGUCUACUACGAGCCGGGGACGGAACCGGACAGAGACCUCAUGAAUGGAAAUCGGAACUACAGGAGCCGUUGGGGCCCAGGCCCUGUUCUCCGUGCCACGGAGGCCCGGCUAUGGCACCGUGGGGAAACCCAUCAAGCUGCUGGCCAACUGCUUCCAGGUGGAGAUCCCCAAGAUGGACGUGUACCUGUAUGAGGUGGACAUCAAGCCUGAGAAGUGUCCACGCCGCGUGAACAGGGAGGUCGUGGACUCCAUGGUGCAGCACUUUAAAGUCACCAUCUUUGGGGAUCGAAGGCCAGUUUAUGAUGGGAAGAAAAGCCUCUACACCGCCAACCCACUGCCUGUGGCGCCUGCGGGGGUGGAUCUGGACGUUACGCUGCCAGGGGAGGGGGGUAAAGACCGACCCUUUAAAGUCAGUAUUAAGUUCGUGUCCCUGGUGAGCUGGCAUCUGUUGCACGAGGUACUAACGGGUCGCAGUAUGUCAGAGCCGCUGGAGCUGGACAAGCCAAUCAGCACCAACCCAGUUCACGCUGUGGACGUGGUGCUACGCCAUCUACCCUCCAUGAAGUACACUCCCGUGGGCCGCUCGUUCUUCUCUGCCCCGGAGGGCUACGACCAUCCUCUGGGUGGAGGCAGAGAGGUGUGGUUCGGCUUCCACCAGUCUGUCCGGCCGGCCAUGUGGAAGAUGAUGCUCAACAUUGACGUGUCAGCCACAGCUUUCUACAAAGCACAGCCAGUUAUUCAGUUCAUGUGUGAGGUACUGGACAUCCACAACAUCGACGAGCAGCCUCGGCCCCUCACAGACUCCCACCGAGUCAAAUUCACCAAAGAAAUCAAAGGUACGUGUGCUUGUGUGUUCGUGUGUGUGUGUGCGCAUGUGUUCGUCCCGCUCUCAUCGGCUGGGUUGUGUGCAGGUCUGAAGGUGGAGGUGACACACUGCGGAACCAUGCGGAGGAAGUACCGGGUCUGCAAUGUGACCCGCCGGCCCGCCAGCCACCAAACGUUCCCUUUGCAGUUGGAGAACGGCCAAACUGUAGAACGAACAGUAGCUCAGUAUUUCAGAGAGAAGUACAGCCUGCAGCUCAAAUACCCCCACCUGCCCUGCCUACAGGUGGGCCAGGAGCAGAAACACACCUACCUGCCCCUGGAGGUGUGUAAUAUUGUAGCAGGGCAGCGGUGCAUCAAGAAACUGACAGAUAAUCAAACCUCCACCAUGAUCAAAGCCACAGCGCGAUCCGCACCAGACAGACAGGAGGAGAUCAGCAGACUGGUGCGCAGUGCUAACUAUGAAGCAGACCCGUUUGUACAGGAGUUCCAGUUUAAGGUGCGAGACGAGAUGGCCCACGUGACGGGGCGCGUGUUGCCCGCGCCCAUGCUGCAGUACGGGGGCAGGAACCGCACUGUGGCCACACCCAGCCAUGGAGUCUGGGACAUGAGAGGGAAACAGUUCCACACCGGCGUGGAGAUCAAGAUGUGGGCCAUCGCCUGCUUCGCCACACAGAGACAGUGCAGAGAAGAGAUCCUCAAGGGUUUCACGGACCAGCUGCGUAAGAUCUCAAAGGAUGCUGGGAUGCCGAUCCAGGGUCAGCCGUGUUUCUGUAAGUACGCACAGGGCGCCGACAGCGUGGAGCCCAUGUUCAGACACCUGAAGAACACCUACUCCGGACUGCAGCUCAUCAUCGUCAUCCUGCCCGGAAAAACCCCCGUCUACGCGGAGGUGAAGCGUGUGGGAGACACUCUUCUAGGAAUGGCCACUCAGUGUGUUCAGGUGAAGAACGUGGUGAAGACCUCGCCUCAGACGCUCUCCAACCUCUGCCUCAAAAUCAACGUCAAGCUCGGCGGCAUCAACAACAUCCUGGUGCCGCAUCAACGGCCGUCAGUGUUUCAGCAGCCGGUCAUCUUUCUGGGGGCGGAUGUGACGCAUCCACCUGCAGGAGACGGGAAGAAACCCUCCAUUGCAGCGGUGGUGGGCAGUAUGGACGCUCAUCCCAGCAGGUACUGCGCCACGGUUCGCGUCCAGAGACCCAGACAGGAAGUGAUUCAGGACUUGGCCUCUAUGGUGCGAGAGUUACUCAUUCAGUUCUACAAGUCCACUCGCUACAAACCCACCAGAAUCAUCUUCUACAGGGACGGCGUGUCUGAGGGCCAGUUCAGACAGGUGUUGUAUUAUGAGCUGCUGGCCAUUCGAGAGGCCUGUAUCAGUCUGGAGAAGGACUACCAGCCCGGCAUCACUUACAUAGUGGUGCAGAAACGCCACCACACGCGCCUCUUCUGUGCGGAUCGCAACGAGAGGGUGGGUCGCAGCGGAAACAUUCCUGCUGGUACAACAGUCGACACGGAUAUCACACACCCCUACGAGUUUUUUUACUUUUACCUCUGCAGUUGCUGGUGGCACUAG
Cyprinus carpio (common carp) is the source of this 3070-nucleotide messenger RNA. RefSeq names its product protein argonaute-3-like. The record is from RefSeq and is a predicted model, not a curated record. The transcript has 17 exons. Gene Ontology annotation, molecular function: protein binding; RNA binding. The coding region runs from base 719 to 3070 and encodes 783 amino acids. Lineage: Eukaryota; Metazoa; Chordata; Actinopteri; Cypriniformes; Cyprinidae.